Molecule: messenger RNA, 282 nt
Organism: Haemonchus placei
Lineage: Eukaryota; Metazoa; Nematoda; Chromadorea; Rhabditida; Trichostrongylidae
Source: the annotation of a GenBank genome assembly
AUGGGAACGUUGCUUGGAGCUUUCAUUCUCCUUUUCAAUUAUAUUUAUAAAAAAAUAUAUGUAUAUAACUUAACGGCACGUCCCCAUGUCCACACGGCUAAGAGUGGGCGCCCCCCCCCCAUGUCAGAGCCUGGCAAGCUACACGUGUAUGUUCAUGUGCCAAAAAGUAAUAAAAAUGGGCCUCAUUCCCCAGAAGCUGAAGGAGUCCCUGAUAAGGCGACGUUGAGCCAAUGCCUCUUGUCAAAGACCUCCAAAAUUUUAGGGCUACGACAGGCCGCCUGA